Molecule: messenger RNA, 672 nt
Organism: Rhodotorula toruloides NP11
Lineage: Eukaryota; Fungi; Basidiomycota; Microbotryomycetes; Sporidiobolales; Sporidiobolaceae
Product: Isochorismatase-like domain containing protein
Exons: 7
Coding region: 1-672 (223 amino acids)
Source: RefSeq, a predicted model, not a curated record
AUGUCGCCUGUACGCAAGAUCGUACCCAACAAGACCGCCUUCUUCGUCUGUGACAUCCAAGAGCGGUUCCGCCUGGUCAUCCAUGCCUAUCCCGCCGUCAUCGCCACAGCCGAAAAGAUGCUCAAAGCCGCCAAGCUCAUGGACGUGCCCGUGAUCGCGACCGAGCAAAACCCAAAAGCCGCGCCUCCUCGACCGAACCCACACGCGCCGAAAACCGCGCUCGUAGCACUCGGAGCGACCGUCCCGUUGCCGUUACUCGACUUGCCGAGCCACCUCCGACCAAGCUGGGUCCCGCUCGCCAAGACCAAGUUCAGCAUGAUCGUGCCGCAGGUGGAGCAGCAGUUGAAGGAGUGGGAGACAAAGAGCGUCGUCUUAAUGGGCAUCGAGAGCCACGUCUGCGUCCUGCAAACAGCCCUCGACCUGCUCGAGCGCGACAUCGACGUGCACGUCCUAGCCGACGGGAUCUCGUCCUGCAACGGCGACGAAGUCGGUAUCGCCAUCAAGCGCAUGCGAGACGCCGGCGCGCAAAUCACGACCUCCGAAUCGAUCCUCUUCCAAAUCAUGCAAGACGCUGCCCAUCCUGGAUUCAAAGCGAUGGCGGGACUGGUGAAGGAGCACAAGGAGAUGACGAAGGAUGCGUUGGAGAAGCUUAUUGCGGGCAGGGGGUUCUAG